This is a messenger RNA of Punica granatum (pomegranate), 3781 nucleotides long. The record is from RefSeq and is a predicted model, not a curated record. NCBI's taxonomy places the organism in Eukaryota, Viridiplantae, Streptophyta, Magnoliopsida, Myrtales, Lythraceae.
GUUGACUACACUAUAGGCAGAGAACAGAGUUGAGUCUCCGUCUUCCCCUGAAUCUGAUUGAAACUCUUUGGUUUCAGAAGCAAUGGGUGUUGAUUGUGGGAGUAAUGGCUAUCCUUGGUGGGCAUGCCUGUGCUGUAGCUUUUUCUCACUGUUUCCUUCAAGCGAAAGAAGUGCAGAAUCUGCGGCUACCAGUUCAGAUGAUGCCAUCUCUCGGGACUCUGAUGUCCUAGCCGAACAUUUAUCCGCAUCCUCAGCGGAAUUCGAACUGGGCUAUGAGUAUGAAGUUUUCCUGAGCUUCAGGGGACCGGAUACUCGCAAAGGCUUCACUGAUUUCCUCUACAACGCCCUGUAGAUGCUGGGAUACGCACCUUUCUGGACGACGAGGCGCUCCGUAAAGGAGAGCAAAUCAGGCCUAACCUCCUGGAGGCGAUCAAGCAAUCAAAGGUCUCUGUACCCAUCUUCUCCACGGGCUAUGCUUCCAGUAAAUGGUGCCUCAAGGAACUGGCCCAGAUGGUGGAAUGUAGGAACUCGACAGGGUAGAUGAUAUUGCCCAUUUUUUAUGAUGUCACGCCCAAUGAGGUUCGGCAUCAAACAGGACGACAUUAUAAGAGAGCAUUUUCACAGCACGUGAAGGGAUACAGCUCGAACAUCGUUCAGCAAUGGAGGGAUGCUCUAGCUGAGGUCAGAGCACUAAAGGGAUGGGAUCUGAAGAAUGUGGCAAAUGGACACCAAGGCCAGUUAAUAAAGCUAGUAGUUACAGAGAUUUUGAGGGAAUUAAAGAAAGCUCAUCUUCUUGUGACCGACAACUUAGUUGGGAUUGAGGAUCGCUUGGAGGCAGUCAUCCGAUUGGUUGAUGUUGGCGCGAGAGAUGUAAGGAUGAUUGGGAUAUGGGGUAUCGGAGGCAUCGGUAAGACGACGUAUGUGAGAUUGAUUAUGACUCUUGCCAAGGUCAUCUACAAUCAGAUUUUGCAUCAAUUUGACGGUCGUAACUUCCUCAAUGACAUUCGUGAAUCGGUAAAACAGAAUGGUCUUAAGUACCUGCAAAGUCUGCUAGUUGCUGAUAUCUUAAGGCGUGAACGUCAGGAUUUCACUAGUGUGGAUGAAGGAACUGAGGAGCUUAAGCGCAGGUUCCGUGACAAGAGAGUCUUCAUUGUUCUCGAUGAUGUUGAUCAUGCCAGUCAGCUCACUGCACUGGCAGCAAAGCUUGACUGGUUGGGUCCAGGAAGCAGAAUUAUCAUUACAACUAGAAACAGGGUUGUCUUGCAAGUACCUCAAGUGAAGUGGACAUAUGAAGUUGUAGAGAUGAAUGAAGAUCACGCUCUCCAGCUCUUCUGCAAGCAUGCGUUCCGUCAAGGCUCUCCCAUGGCAAAAUUGAGUGCUCUGGCUAAGGGUAUUGUGGAGACAACUGGAGGGCUUCCUUUAGCCCUUGAGGUUAUAGGCUCUUUUCUAUCCGGCAAAAGCGAGACGAUAUGGGAGUCAACUCUAGAGAAGUUGAGAGCAAUCCCAUAUGCAGAAGUCCAAGAUAAGUUGCGGAUCAGUUAUGAGGCAUUGGAUCAUCAGCGUAAGCAGAUAUUUUUGGAUAUUGCUUGCCUCUUCACAGGAGAAGAUAAAAAUAUUCCCUCAUAUAUGUGGAAAGAUUGCAAUUUCUUCCCGGAAGGUGGAAUUGACAUCCUCCUUCUAAUGUCUCUGAUUAAGAUUGUACCAGAUAACAAGCUGUGGAUGCAUGAUCAACUCAAAGACCUCGGUCAGGAAAUUGUCCGGAAAGAAAAUUAUGGACAACCGGGAAAACGCAGUAGGUUGUGGUACUAUGAAGAAGCAAGGGAUGAAUUGGACAAUUCUGAGGGUACGGAGAAUGUUUUAGCCAUCCAUCUUGAUUUUAGAGUUGGGUCCGAAGACUCGUGUUUCACCGAAGAGCAGUUUAGAAAGCUAUCAAAGUUGAGUUUCCUCCGUUUACAUUGUACUGCUCUGGAAGGAGAUUUUGAUGGCUGCUUAUCGAACUUGAGAUGGUUGAGUUUGCAUUAGUUCUAUAUUGAUGAACCAGAUGCCUAUGCCAGCCAAUUUAAAUCUAAAGAACAUCGUUGUCCUGGAAUUGACAUCAUGCGAUGUUGGAGAUGGUUGGGACUCAAUCCAGAUGGCUGUGAAGCUGAAAGUCCUUUCCCUUCAACACUGCCAUUAUAUUACCAGAAUUCCUGAUUGUUCCCCAUGGGCUUCCACCGCCUUCCAUUCAUUUCAUCUGUUUCAUCGAAGAAGAAACAGAGGUUGAGAGAGAGAGAGUUCGAAUCGAAUGUGAAAACGGAAGGCGAAAAGAAACAGAGAGUCUGAUUUCAGUGCUCUGAUUUUUCUUUGUUCUUUCUGGCGAUUGUUCGGAGAAGAAGCGUCUGAAAAGUCGUCGUGAGGGAGUGAGAAGUGGGAACCCCGUUGGGCCAAUGGAAGAUCGACACGUGUCCGAGGUGCUGUGCAAAACUAUAUAAUGUAUUAUUUUUCACGUCCUGCCUGGGCCUGCACAGCAUCGUCCGGCUGCUCUUUUUGUCAUCGCCAUGCCUUUAUUCUAUCCUGGGCCGAACUCGUGACAGAUCAUUGGGGCCGAAAGACGGACCACGGGCUUUAACUUGGCCCAGUUGAUUCGUCCAGUUUGUCCACAUGAGCCCAAGCCCACGUCAGUGUAAUGCGACAUCGGUAGCAUGGGCCUAGUAGGAUUACCUCGGGACAACUAGACCCAACACUAUGAUGUCAUCGCAGCCAUCUCCUUCUAUAUAAGCUUACUAGUGAAACUAACCUGUGCAUUGCGAGCGAAUUAAGUGAUCUACUAAAGUUUAACAUAUGGGUCUUCGGUAUAGUAUGGGGUUUAAUAUGCAGAUGCCAUAAGGUAAUUUUUGAUUUGAUGAUGGACAUAAUUAUAAAUUAUAAUAAUCUCAAGCACUUAGAUGCAAUUGAGAGGUUAUGAAUUUAAGGCGUCAGUACUUAGAAAAGAGAAACAACCCGCGUCUUGACGUAUAUACUUGAAAGAUCGCAUUACUUGUCUCUUGCUUACGUCCAGUUUCCGUAAUUAAUCAAGGUGCGCUUCUGAUUAAUUAAUUGAUUCGACGUUAUUGACAUGUGAGAUCUUGGUAUUUCAGUUAAUUCAAUUUUCUAACGCCUAUAACUUUCCUUUUCUUUUUCUAAUUUUAUCUAUCUAAGAAGACGCGUUUUAGCUGGAUUGAGAUAUCACAUAAACCUAUUUUGUUACAUAUUUAUUGAUAAUUGUUAUGAGUAGACAUUUAUGGAACAAAACAUUAAGUUCUUAUUCACGAUAAACCACCAUCAGAGCCUUCUAAGUUUAGCUUCAGCUCUGUUCUGAGACAGAGAACAGAACGGCGUUAUAGACAAGGAGAGCGACGGAGACGACUGAGCUGAACUAAAUUCGAAGGAGAAGAAGAAGAUUGAGCUUAGGUUCUCGAUCGUGAGGAAUGUCCGGUUAUCUGACUCAUGAAGGAUUACUUAUUCGGAGACCCUUCCAGUUGUGUUAUCAGAGAAACAAGAAAGGAAGAUAAGCUCCUUAAUUGGCUUGCUGACUACUUGCACUGUUGGUUGGAAUGGAAGGAAAGAAGCAGCUGGCAAUGUGGGAAGAGAUCGAUUCAGGAUUUUCUUAAUUUUGAGAAGUGGAAUGUGAUUUUCAUAGACUCAAAUUGUUGCAGAUACGUCUAUCUGAUAGUUGGGUACAGCAUUACAAAGCAAUUGAAAUGUUUAUUUACUUUCUAAUUCACUCAUUUGAAUGAAUAUCUGUUUCGGAUUCUUGAUUUUU